Messenger RNA from Impatiens glandulifera, 1048 nucleotides. RefSeq names its product plasmodesmata-located protein 2. Gene Ontology annotation, biological process: transport of virus in multicellular host; plasmodesmata-mediated intercellular transport. NCBI's taxonomy places the organism in Eukaryota, Viridiplantae, Streptophyta, Magnoliopsida, Ericales, Balsaminaceae. Gene Ontology annotation, cellular component: plasmodesma. The record is from RefSeq and is a predicted model, not a curated record. The coding region runs from base 25 to 888 and encodes 287 amino acids. The transcript is spliced from 2 exons.
GAAGAAGAAUAUACACUGACUGACAUGAAUCUCUCUCAUUCUCUCUCCUCCUUCCUCUUGUUGUUCCUUUUCCUCUUCAUAUCUCCUUCUAAUUCCACCACCGAUUACACAUCCCUCGUCUUAAAAGGAUGCGCCAAUCAAAAAUUCCCAGACCCACAAUCCAUCUACAUCCAAAACCUCAAUUCCCUCUUCACUUCCCUCAAUUCCCAAUCCUCCCUUUCCAAAUUCUUCAAAUCCACCGCCGGCGAUUCCCAGUCAGCAAUCACCGGUCUCUUUCAGUGCCGCGGUGACCUCUCAAUCCCCGACUGCAACAAUUGCGUCAACAAGCUUCCACAAAUCUCACUCAAACUCUGCGGCGGCGACGCCAUUGCUGUAAGAAUCCAGCUUGUUGGUUGUUAUCUCCGGUACGAAAUCGCCGGAUUCCGGCAGGUAUCAGGCACCGAAUUUCUGCAUAAAGUCUGCAAACCGGAAGAGGGUUUGGUUCCCAGCGCCGUCUGGACGGCGCUGGGCGAGAUCGAGAAAGGGAUGAUGAUGACCGGAGAUGGGUUCUAUGCAGGAAGCUAUGAAUCGGUUUUUGUAUUGGGUCAAUGUGAAGGUGAUUUGGGAAACUCUGAUUGUGUUGAAUGUGUUAAAAAUGCUGUGGAGAAGGUAAAGAUUGAAUGUGGAAAUUCAAUUUCUGCUCAAAUUUAUCUUCAAAAGUGUUAUAUUAGUUACACUUAUUACCCAAAUGGAGUCUCUCCAAGAACACAAUCAGGGACAGGGACAGGACAAAAUACCCAGAAAAUUGUGGCAAUUGUUUUUGGAGGAUCUGCAUGUUUUGGAUUGACAGUUGCAUGUUUACUCUUCUUAAGAUCUACUUUCAAGAAGAAUCAAUACUAUAAAUAUUAACUAACCAUAGACUAUAUAAUAUAUAUAGUUUGAUCUAAACAAAACAACAAGUCUUGGAAAUUCCUGUGUUGUGGUUUUUUUUGUCUACUUUUGUUGUUCUUGUGAAAAUAUUUACAAGUUUGUAACUUGUUAAUAAUUUAAUUUUAGUUUAACUGUUUAA